Oncorhynchus tshawytscha (Chinook salmon) is the source of this 4708-nucleotide messenger RNA. Its product is annotated as calcium/calmodulin-dependent protein kinase type II subunit gamma. Gene Ontology annotation, biological process: protein phosphorylation. The record is from RefSeq and is a predicted model, not a curated record. Gene Ontology annotation, molecular function: calmodulin binding; calcium/calmodulin-dependent protein kinase activity; ATP binding. Lineage: Eukaryota; Metazoa; Chordata; Actinopteri; Salmoniformes; Salmonidae. The transcript is spliced from 22 exons. The coding region runs from base 161 to 1891 and encodes 576 amino acids. Gene Ontology annotation, cellular component: neuron projection; cytoplasm.
UCUACCUCAACCACCACCACUAGGGCUAAAACCACUACUAUUUUCUCCCAUCCGUCUCUGUCGCUCCUGUAUCUCCCUUUCCCUUUGAGUUUACGAGAUCUCCUCUCGAAACCUGAGCGAGGCAGUCACGGAAAAGAGAGGCGAUACCCUCCUGCACAACAUGGCUGCAAUUGUAACCUCGACCAGAUUUACAGACGAAUAUCAACUGUACGAAGAGCUCGGAAAGGGUGCCUUCUCCGUUGUCCGGCGAUGCGUUAAAAAGUCCAAUGGCCAGGAAUUUGCUGCUAAAAUUAUCAACACAAAAAAACUAUCAGCAAGAGAUCAUCAAAAACUGGAACGAGAGGCCCGCAUCUGUCGCCUGCUCAAACACCCCAACAUAGUACGACUACACGAAAGUAUCUCAGAGGAAGGCUUCCAUUACCUCGUCUUUGAUCUUGUCACCGGUGGAGAGCUGUUUGAAGACAUUGUUGCCAGAGAGUAUUACAGUGAGGCUGAUGCCAGCCAGUGCAUCAAUCAGAUCCUGGAGAGUGUCCACCACAUGCACCAGCAUGACAUUGUGCACAGGGACCUCAAGCCAGAGAACCUGCUCCUGGCCAGUAAGCUGAAAGGAGCCGCGGUGAAGUUGGCUGACUUUGGGCUGGCCAUCGAGGUGCAGGGAGAUGAGCAGGCGUGGUUUGGUUUUGCAGGCACUCCGGGCUACCUCUCUCCAGAGGUCUUGAGGAAGGACCCCUACGGCAAGCCGGUGGAUAUCUGGGCAUGUGGUGUGGUCCUGUACAUUCUCCUGGUGGGCUACCCUCCCUUCUGGGAUGAGGACCAGCACAAGCUCUAUCAGCAGAUCAAGGCUGGGGCCUACGAUUUUCCCUCCCCUGAGUGGGACACAGUGACCCCCGAAGCCAAGAACCUGAUUAACCAGAUGCUGACUAUCAACCCUACCAAGAGGAUCACUGCUGACCAGGCCCUCAAGCACCCAUGGGUCUGCCAACGCUCCACUGUGGCUUCCAUGAUGCAUCGUCAAGAGACCGUGGAGUGCCUGCGCAAGUUCAAUGCCAGGAGAAAACUCAAGGGAGCCAUCCUCACCACCAUGCUGGUGACCAGAAACUUCUCAGUGGGCCGACAGCACACCAGCCCCGCAGCCACCACCAGCACGGCUGCUCUGGCUUCAGAAGCAUGCAAAAGUUUACUAAACAAAAAAUCGGAUGGUGGAGUGAAGCCGCAGACAAACAACAAUAAAAACAGUGUAGUGAGCAGUACCAGCAGCACCAAAGACAGCAGCAUAUCAUCUUCAGCACCAAUGGAACCACAGACCACUGUUGUGCACAACCCAGCUGACGGCACCAAGGGCUCCACAGAGAGCUGUAACACCACAGAAGAGGAGGAUGUGAAAAGUAGAAAAGUGUCUGCGUGCGGGUCUAGCGCGGACAGCGCAAUGGUCAGCCAGUGCAGUGCCAGUGAGGAACAGAGCCAGCCCCCUCACUGCCCACCCACCUCUCGCAAACAAGAGAUCAUCAAGAUUACCGAGCAGCUGAUUGAGGCCAUCAACAAUGGAGACUUUGAGGCUUACACGAGAAUCUGUGACCCCGGGCUCACCUCGUUUGAACCCGAGGCUUUGGGAAACCUGGUGGAGGGCAUGGACUUCCACAAAUUCUACUUUGAGAACUUGUUGAGUAAGAACAGUAAGCCGGUCCACACCACCAUCCUGAAUCCCCAUGUGCACCUGAUCGGGGAGGACGCGGCCUGCAUCGCCUACAUCCGCCUCACGCAGUACAUCGACAGCCAGGGACGACCGCGCUCCUGCCAGUCAGAGGAGACCCGCGUGUGGCACCGCCGCGACGCCAAGUGGCUCAAUGUGCAUUUUCACUGUUCAGGAGCGCCUGCCGCACCUCUCCAGUGACCCUUUACCAGACACAGCUUUGCCUGAAUUCUGAAGACGAUUGGAACAUUUCCUCUCAGUGGUUGGAUUGGCGCCUGGAGCCCGGCCGGAAGAGACCGCUUGAAGUUUUACAAUCCUUGGGGGGAAAAAUAAAAAUAAAUUAUAUUUAAAAGCCAACCGACAACACCACCAUAACCAAUCCAGUCCAACCCUAGCUUGAUGUUGGGGGCCGGCUUGGGCCCGAGGCCCUCCCCUCAGGACAGUGCAUGCUUCUGACGCCCAUGGGGGGCACGCGGUCUUGUUCUUUUUCCAUGGAUCCAUAUUUUUUGCCCUUUGUUUGGAAAGGUGUUUAAAGUAUUAACAUAUGUACAAAAAAUAUGAAAUUAUUAAAAAAAAGUCACAUUAAUCAACAAUGAUUAAAUAUGAAUUUUCUAUAUAAAAAAGGAGCACACACCCUAAUAUUAGUGGUGGUUGUUUUUGUGUUUUGUUUCACAAUGAAUCUAGUUGUUUUUCUUUCUUUUUCUGGAUGCAAACAAAUGCUAGGAGGGAAAAUGUAAGAAAGAAACUAAAUGAUGAUACUUAGUAUUAGAAUUAAGAACACCAAAGUGUAGACUUUAGGCAUUUAAAUACAUUGUUUUAAUGUAGAUGUAUGUUUUUCUGGGUUAGGCGGGUUUCAGAAGGGACAGUGUUUUAGUAUUCAUAUGUGUUAUUGUGGAAGUCUUCAUUUUUAUCCCCUGAAUGAUGCUUUAUUUGAAAGUAUUUUGUGUUUGAAGAAUUUUUAAAUGGGGACUUUAUUUAAUAUAGUAAUGUAUACAUAGCUAUUUAUAAGGAGAAAGGGAAAAGACUCUACUUUCAGAGUUUGGAGAACGGAUGUGUGUGAGAGUGAAUAUGUGUUCUCCUGUCCCUAUUCAGCCUCUUUUGCAGUUUGAGAUCCCCUGUGUACACACAUUCACACAAGGCCCAAACUCCAGGCCCCUGUGCUGUGCCCUUUGGGUCUAUAAACCAGCCUGCUCCUCCAGCUUCAGCCACAAUCUCCUGACCAACACAACCUGAAGUUGCAGAACACUACCAUCGGUUUUCAGUGCUGAGUUGUGCCCUCUAGAGGCCCAAAGGAAGAUGGCAAUGACACAAUCAGUCAAGCCAACUGAUACUAUUCUGACAGAGGCCCCAAUCUACAAACUCUGAAAGCUCGGAUACCUCUCCCUUGUAUCAUUUCCUACUAUGAUUUUAGCAUGUUUGAUCAAUUGGGGGGGGUCUAAAAUGGCCUGUACUGUUUUGCACAUAAAUUUGAGACUCAAUGCUGUUCUGUUCACUCCCCAGGUGAAUGUUUCUGCAACUUCAGGUUAAGCUCGCCCACUCCUGAGGUGUCUACCUGUGUUUCUAUAGCGAGCGACCCUGCUAAUCAGCUUUCUAGCUUUUAGUUCCAUUCAGUGUGACGAUGUCACCCUUUGCCUGUCUCGUUUUGAUCCCCGUCCUGUUCUCUAACGUACAUGGUCUUUUUUUUGCUUGCUGUACCUCUCUUUAAAAGCAUGUGAAAAUGAGAAUGCAGUAAAGUGGGGUGCUGAGUUGACCCGUGGCAUUUCAGACCUCUGGCUGGGCAUAAGAUUGGAUGGGACGGUGGAGGCUGGGUGCUUGGGGGCCACGGUGAAAGCAAUCAAUGGAUUGGUCCCUUUGUCACGGUUUCUGUUGUAACAGUUCUAGAUGUUAGUGUUCUUACUGGUGGUAUUAUGAGUGAUCUAAGUUUUCUUUUGAGAUUGGAGCUGAAAUAUGGAGAGGCAGUUGAGGUGAGGGAUGGGGCUCAGGCUGCUAGCAAAUCACACCCUGUCCCCCCCACACACAUGCAGAAAAUGCCACAAUAGACAUGGAAUCAACACACGCACACAUGGUGUACUCACAAUGCAAAUUAUAUUUGAAUAGAUAUGGCCAGACACACAAAAUAAACCCUCGAAACAGUCUCACUUAAAAAACAUAUCUUUGUGUUGAUGGUAAAACAUUGGAACACUGUUUUUCGCCGUGUUGUAGAAACUUGUGUGUGGCUUUGUACCGCCAGUGGGGUGAAGCUUGCCGUUUACCCCUUCACUUCUGUGCUAAGCAGCUCCAUAGUACUCGUGUUCCAUUGAACCUGUCAAAGGCCGGGCACCAAAAAGCUGAAAAAUCAACCUACCGAUGAUAUCAAAAAAUGUUGAAGGAAACAAAACUUGUGUGCUGUUUUUAUCAUGAAUCACAUGUGGCCCCACCCUAUUGCGUGUGCUGCUGGGUGUUGUGACAUAUCUGCAAUGCCAUGACACUGUAUUCCCCUUUGCACCAUGAUGCGAUGUAUACAGUACUGAACUAUGUUAUGUUUUUUGGAUCCGAGUAGUUUUCCUGACUUUGCGCUGUGGGUAUUGACCUCUCUCCCCCACCGGGCCUGAUGCUUCCAUUCAGUGUGUGUUCACACAGCCAUGGGAAUGAGUAUAACCAUCCAGUUUAUUUCAAUUCUUUAAAAUAAUUCAAAAGGGAAGAAGAGAGAAAUAGUAGUUACUGAGGGAAGGACAGUUAACCUUUGAUUAUACUAUACCUUACUGGCCAGCAGGAUAGGAAGAGAGUUGAUAUUAAAAAAAAAAAAGAAUAAUGAAAAAUAUUAAAAGCCAGAUUUUAAUAACAAAAAUAUAUAUGCAGUUUUACAAGAGAAAAUAUGCAUGUCUUCUUUCUGGUAAUAUUUUUUACUGUCUGUGUUUACUUAAGAAAUGGAAAUCUAUAUAUGUUACUUGCACCUUCAAGGUCAAUGAAAAUGGCUCUGUCUCAAAUAUUGAAAUGAAGUGAUGUAUCACGUAAAAUAAAACUACAAAAAAAGCCUUA